AUGAGCACCUAUACCCAAACACAGCCCCGUCCUCCUCCAGCCGCACUUGGACGCAAAAAUUCGUUUUUCGGCGCCAUCAAGAACAUCGUCACUGCCCCACUCUCAUGGUUUGGUGGCAGCGAGGAAGACUUUGGCGAUGGCGACGCUAGAGGAAAGCGAAGGCGGCUGCCCAUCGCUUCAGAACAAACACGCGAUGACUCUGACUCUGACUCAGAGCAACGGACCAAGAGAAUGAGGAUGGGUAGCCCCAACAGAGAUAAGCAGCCAUACCUUGAUCCCCCCAGAUCAGCCUUCAGACAGCACCAUAAAACAUCUGAAGGUGCACGCAUCCAAAAUCAUCGCCAUGUUUCGCCCUCGCCACGAAAAGCUCUCCGCGUACCCACUGCCACACCCCGUAAUAGGCGCACGAUGUCCCCUUACCCAAGUGGGUCACAGCUCAAGGCACAGCCGUCUGUGCGUACUAUGUCUCUUGAUCCUCCAUCUGGGCUAGGCUAUUCCGGUUCGCCAGCAAGGUUGCAGCCAGUCCCGACUAUGCAAGAUCUCACCGAGGAGAAAGAUGCCAUGUCCAUCAGCAGGGAACCGUCCAUGUCAAACCUUCGCAUGCGUACGUCUAUUACACCCCAGCCCUCGGGUUCCGAUUUUGGCCCUGUCAUUCCCCCUCGCUUGGAGCGCGAUCCAACCGAGCCGCCACCACUUACAACAUUGAUGUCAAACCCCAUGUUUGUCAAAGCCCCGCCUGGCUUGCAGAAGUCUAGCACUGCGGAAAUGACCAGACAAGCCACUCUUGGUUCAUUAUUAGACUCUCAGCGUAAGCAAACCCGUUCACCUGUCCGACGAGGAUCCGUUUUGUUUGGCACUGGAUCCAUGACGGAUAUAUCUGCUCCUCAUCUUUGGCCGAUCAAUCCUGCCGAGAAGGCCCUGCAUGAGCUUGAGGUAUACAAAACUCCCCUCCUUCCCUCGCGUCUCAAGGGUGCACCGAUCCCGGACACUUUUAUAUCCAAGAAGAGUCGCCCUAUCACUCUCAUGCAUGACCGGGACCGAGAGCAUAAGAAGGGGAAAGGCAAGAACAAGAUGAAGGAUCGAGAUGGUGUCAAUGGGACAAAGCCAUACGCGGGUGAGGGUGGCAUGAAGAAGUGGCUCGCAAGGAGGAAGCGAGAAGAGGAGGCGGUGCGAGCGUAUGAGGAGGCUGACCGAGAGAAGGACAAAGAGCGGGCGAUGGAGGAGGACGAGAGUGCUGAAGUUGAGGCUGAAAGGUUAAGCGAACAACAAAAGAAAGCACAGGCGGAAGAGGUGCAACGUAAGAAGCAAAUGGAGGUUGCCGCACUCCCGAAGGCACCUGCAUUCGAACCGAAGCUCAGUACCACAAGGGAGAUGUCGUCUCUCCGCGUUGGACGCUCGCGAAUGCGCAAUCACAUUGAGCGCCCGUCGGCAAAGCGCACAAAUAAGUUCUCUGCGGCGUUUGAAGAUGACGAGGAUGUUAUGGAUGAUGAAAGAGUUGCACUCGAGGAGGCUGCAAAGAAAGUACCCGUAUUCGAAAUCCCUGCUGGAUUCACGUUUGCCAAAGAGACAUCCAUCCCUCACGAUACCACAGGCGCAAAAGAACCUCCCAUCAGUGCGCUUCCAUUUUCAUUGUCUAAACCGAUUGCACCUGCGGCCAAGUCGGUCUCAGCACCCGAGCCCUCUGCAGCCCCCGCUCCAGCAGUCCCUACCAUCUCGUUUGUUCCUCCUACCCCACAGCCGCCCAAAUCAGAGGAACGUACUGAGCCUGCACCCGUUACAUCCACCCUUUCCACGAGUGCUUCUAAUAUGCCCAAUUUCUUUGCUAAUACGGCUGCGUAUACCAAGCCGUUGGUUGUUACUACCCUCUCGGGGUCUUUUGGUGCACUCCCUCCUGUUCUCGCACCCACACCAACACCAGCACAAGUGCCAGAGGCUCCAAAGGACACUGAGACCUCUACUUCCUUGUUCGGUACGCCUGUAACUCUCCAAGUAUCUGGCACACCAUCCGCUGCGCCUGCUGCAAGUUCUAUGUUCGGAGCGGCUCCUGUGUCUGCAAGUACCUCAAUCUUCGGCCCUUCUUCCACUAGCACUGGCACGUCAUUUGGUGUUUUAGCACCACCAAAAGCAGCGCCUGCUGCGAUAGAGAUGACGCCUGUCGCUUCCCCCGUCAUUUCUCCGCUACCGGCACAUGCCUCUACCCCUGCACCGUCCUCUUCGCCAUUCUUGUUUAGUGCAUCAACUACACCUGCUGAAAUUGCCCCUGCAAGUGAAGCUCCGAAGCUAGCGGAGCAAGAAGCGAGCAAACCUUCGUCGCUCUUUGGAGCUACUCCAUCUACCGCCCCAUUCAGCUUUGGCACACCGGCUGUUUCUGCACCUGUAGCCGAGCCAUCCAAGCCCGGAUUCUCUUUCGGAGAACGAGCGCCGACACCUGCGAUGACAGAGCCAUCGAAGAGCUCCCAAACCAUCUUUCGGGAAGCAAGAUAUAACCUCGGCGGCUGGAUUCUCAUUCGGCCCACGCCCAACACUGCGCCCGCAGAGGAGAAACCUGCCUCGGUUCUUCCGCCUUUCUCAUUUGCGUCUGCUUCACCUGCUCCAGCUGAGAAGAAGCCAUUCACCUUUGGCACCUCUUCUCCUGCACCACCUACUGCUACAGCCAAGCCAUUCAGCUUCGGGCAUGCCAACGCGGGCAGCAAUGCCGCUGACACGAGCAAAUCGUUCAAUUUUGGGCAGUCUGCUCCUGCUCCUGCAUCCGCCCGUCCCGCUACGCCACCAAAAGUAGACCAGGAGAUUAGCAUGGACGAGAGCCCGAGUCGCGAUAUGAAUACCAACGGGAAGGCGCCAGAGCGGCUAACACUCGAUUUCUCUUCUUUCCCUGGUGCCAGUAGCACCCCCGCAGGGAGUACCCUCUUCGCGCAGAGCCCUGCUACGGCAACAGGCCCUGGAUUCGGAUUUAGCACGGCUAGUGCCAAUCCAUUCGCGAAGCCAGAGGACAAGGAGAAGCCGGGGAUGGCGUUUGGCUCUGGGAGCUUUGGCCAGCCUUCUGGUUCGGGCUUUGGAUUUGGUCAGGGCGCAACUGAAACACCUGCCCCAGCAUCUGCAGGGCCGUUUUCGUUCUCGCAGGCAGCAUCACCUAAUGUGGCGCAGACUCCAGGGUUUGGAUUCAGUCAGACCGCAAGCAACGCAUUUGGGCAACAGCAAAGCACAUCGUCAGCACCAUCGAGUCCGUUGGCAUUUAAUCGUCCAGGGACAUCGUUCUCUUUUGGCACACCCGCGUCUUCGCAGCCUGCUGCUCCUUCGUUUGCGUUCGGGGGUAGUCAGCCUGCGUCGCCAGCAACCUCCGCCGGCGGGCUUCCACAGCCCUCAGGUGGUGGGUUCGCAUUCGGUCAGUCGGGUGCAGCGCCAGCUGCAACGCCAAAUUCAUUUGCUCCUACUACCGCUUCAUCUGGCGGAGGUGCUCUAUUUACCAUCGGUGCUGCUCCUCAGCCUGAUGGAAGACAAAUCAAGAAGCUUCCUCGUCGUGGAGUUGGGAGACGCUAA
Molecule: messenger RNA, 3537 nt
Organism: Suillus subaureus
Lineage: Eukaryota; Fungi; Basidiomycota; Agaricomycetes; Boletales; Suillaceae
Exons: 5
Coding region: 1-3537 (1178 amino acids)
Source: RefSeq, a predicted model, not a curated record